UAGAAAUAGUCCUAUCUGUCAGCUAAUGUUAUUUCUUACAAAGUAACAAAAUAUCCAAUCUAAUCAGUGUUGUGUUAGUUCUCCCAUUAAGACUAGGACACGCCUGUAACAUUUCAGAAUCAUUGAUACUGAUGGAUUCCUCAAGAUUUACUUAACAUUUUUCAAAAUCAACCCAAGGACAUAUUUGAAAAGAUUCAGGAAUAUCAAGAAACAUUGGUUGAUAGCGUUCUUAUUAGCACCAGAUUUGAAUUUGAUAUUAUUGAUACAGAAGGUAUUGAAAAAUCUAAAUCAAAUUUAGUUUCCAACCACACAACAAAUCUCUGAGUAAUGUCCGAUUCAAAAUUCAAAGAGACUGUAAUUAAACGUUGGGAUAAUAUCUUUACUUUAUAUGACAUCUCAUCCUCACAGGGCUAUAAAGUCGAAAUUCCUCGAUAUUAAUAUACACAAUCAACUGUUAAAUAAAGUGGAAACCACAAUGACACCGACAAAAUUAAAAAAUGUCUGUGAAGAUUCCAGCAACAAUGAUGGUUCGCCAGUUUUAGAUUCAAAUGUAUCAUAUUUCUUGCAAGGUAAAUCAAAUCCUUCAUAUAACUCCAAAAAGUUUAACACACAAGAAAAAAAUCAAUCUUUUUUAAAUAUUUUAGAUCAGUUAUGCUCUCCACCUGCACCUACUGAAGGAGAAAAAUGCCAGUUAGAGGCUAUAAUUUCUAAAGAGAAGAGACAAGUUAGUCUAACAACUGGCAGUAAAAAACACAUGUUUAGUAGAACGGAUACACAUUAUUCUCAUGUUCAAAUCAACAAAAAACCACAAGAAAUUGCCACUGAUGAUCUGAAUAUUACAAAAGAUGACUUAUUUGAAAAUAUAUCUGAUAUCAGCUUACAAAAUUUGUGUGAUGCAACUGAUCAUUUAGUUGACAAUCUCACACCUAAUCAUGAAACUGUUAACAGAGACAUUGACCAAAAAUUUAGCGCCAAAGAAUCAAGUGGUGAGAGGAAAAGACUAUUGAUUUACUCUAAUUCAAAUUGCAAUGUAGACAAACCAUGUACAAUAGAUUUAAGGAAUCUUUUUUCUGAAGUGACAAUUUUAGAAGAAGCGAAUAAAUGCCUGAAGAAACAAGUACACCCAACAUCUUCAUAUGGGGGGAUAAAACCUAGUCAAGUUACGGUUCCAUGUCCUAAUAGUCUAUAUGAAAAAGGAGAUAAUUUACAGUCAUCAACACAUUUGCCUGUAGAAACUAGUAAGAAUGAAAUAGAAGAUGACUUUCUCAAUGACUCAUUUGGCAUUACCAACACUCAGUUUUGUGAGGCUGUUGAAGCAGCUGAGCUUUUAUCUAAUCUUAAUACAGAUCAUAAAAUAAAUCUGAAUGUCACAGAUAAUAUCAAUGUGGUAAAGUAUUUGCACACUACUCCAAAAGAAUACAACGAAUCUUCAAAAAAUAACAAUAGUAUUACUACAUUAAAGCAAGUAGUCUCUGAUGAGACUGGUUUGGUACCAUCCAUUGAGAAAGAGGACUUACCACCACAGUGUAAUAACAAGACUGAGAACUCAUUGGCAAUGUUGAGUAACAUUGAUUGUUUAAAAAAUAACACAGAUUCACCAAAGAACCACCGUCUUAGACUAAAUAGUAAUAGUUAUAACAUUACAAAGCAUAAGCUUUCAAAAGGAUCAAGUUUUCCUAAAAAUGAAGAUGAUGAAUCAGAUUAUGUACUGAAAGGGUUUCAGACACACAGUAAAAAAGGUGCUACAACAUCAGAGAGUCCAUUAAUUAAUGCUAAAUUUCAGUUUAACAAUAUGACUUCACUUGACGAGUCGUGCUUUGAAACAGAUAAAAUAUUAAAAGGUUUCAUCACGCAAAACUUAAAUGUAACAGAAAAUCAAAAAUCGUCUACCAAACAAAAGUCAAUGCAAAGAGAGAUAGAACCCAUGCAGCAGUUUAAUAACAGUUCAAGUGUAAUACAAAAUGGUUUUCAAACAGCAAGCGGAAAUUCAGUCAAGACGUCAGAAGAAUUAUUACAGAAAGCAAAGCAGCUUUUCAAUGAUGAGUCGUUUGUAAUGCCAAAGGAAUUUGAAAGAUUCAGUAAUAAUUCAAAAGGCUUUCAAACAGCAAAUGGAAAGUUACUCUCGAUAUCUAAGGAAUCUAUAGAAAAAGUCAAGCAGCUGUUUGAUGAUGGGCCUGAAUUCAUGCAUUGUCAAACUGCAAGUGAUGAUUCUUCUACAGUUUCUGAAGAAAAUUUUAAAAAGCCCAUGCAGCAGUUUGAUGAUGGACAGAAUAUAACGCAAAAUGGUUUUAAAACUGAAAGAGGAAAUACUAUCAAAACAAUUUCUAAAUAUUCGCUUAAAAGAGCAAAGGAAAUUUUUGAUAACGACAAGUUUGAUAUACCAAAAAGGUAUCCAACAGCAAGCAAGAAAUCUGUCAAGAUGUCAGAAGAGUCAUUACAGAUAGGCAAGCAGCUGUUUGAUGAUGAAUCAAGUUUGAUGCCAAACUGUUCCAAAACUGAAAAUUUAAAAAAUAAGUCAAUAGCCUUCCAAACUGCAAACGGAAAAUCUAUUAAGAUAUCAAAGGAAUCGUUAAGGAAGGCGAAACAGCUACUUGAUGAUGGACUUGAUUUAAUGGAAGAAGAUUAUCAAAUAGCAAGUGAAAAUAAACCCAUGCAACAAACUGAUUUUGGAUCAAGUGUAUUAAAAAACAGGCUUCAAAGUGCAACUGAAAAAUCAAUGAAGUUAUCAAAAGAAUCAUUAAAAAGAGACAAACAGCUGUUUAAUGAUGAUCUUAGUACACAAUCAAACGGUUUUCAAACUGCAAGUGGAAAGUCAGUUAAGUUAUCAGAUGAAGCAUUACAGAGAGCCAAAAAGCUGUUUGAUGAUGAUCUUAGCACAAUUCCAAACUGUUUUCAAACUGUAAGUGGAAAAUCAGUCAAGUUAUCAGAAGAGGCAUUACUGGAAGCCAAAAAGUCGUUUGGUGAUGAACUUUGUCAAAACAGUUUUCAAACUGCAAGUGGAAGGUCAGUCAAAUUAACAGAAGAGGCAUUACAGAAAGCCAAACAGCUGUUUGAUGAUGAUCUUAGUACAAUACCCAAUGGUUUUCAAACUGCAAGUGGCAAAUCAGUCAAGUUAUCAGAAGAGGCAUUACGGAAAGCCAAACAGCUGUUUGAGGAUGAAUCAACUGCAAUGCCAAAUGGUUUUCAAACUGCAAGUGGCAAAUCAGUCAAGUUAUCAGAAGAGGCAUUACAGAAAGCCAAACAGCUGUUUGAUGAUGAACCAACUGCAAUGUCAAAUGGUUUUCAAACUGCAAGUGGCAAAUCAGUCAAGUUAUCACAAGAGGCAUUACGGAAUUCGAAACAGCUUUUUGAUGAUGAACCAACUGCAAUGUCAAACGGUUUUCAAACUGCAAGUGGCAAAUUAGUCAAGUUAUCAGAAGAGGCAUUACGGAAAGCCAAACAGCUUUUUGAUGAUGAACCAACUGCAAUGUCAAAUGGUUUUCAAACUGCAAGUGGCAAAUCAGUCAAGUUAUCAGAAGAGGCAUUACGGAAAGCCAAACAGCUUUUUGAUGAUGAACCAACUGCUAUGCCAAAUGGUUUUCAAACUGCAAGUGGCAAAUCAGUCAAGUUAUCAGAAGAGGCAUUACGGAAAGCCAAACAGUUGUUUGAUAAUGAUCUUAGUACAAUACCCAAUGGAUUUCAAACUGCAAGUGGCAAAUCAGUCAAGUUAUCAGAAGAGGCAUUACGGAAAGCCAAACAGCUGUUUGAGGAUGAAUCAACUGCAAUGCCAAAUGGUUUUCAAACUGCAAGUGGCAAAUCAGUCAAGUUAUCAGAAGAGGCAUUACAGAAAGCCAAAAAGCUGAUUGGUGAUGAACCAACUGCAAUGUCAAAUGGUUUUCAAACUGCAAGUGGCAAAUCAGUCAAGUUAUCAGAAGAGGCAUUACGGAAUGCCAAACAGCUUUUUGAUGAUGAACCAACUGCAAUGUCAAACGGUUUUCAAACUGCAAGUGGCAAAUUAGUCAAGUUAUCAGAAGAGGCAUUACAGAAAGCCAAACAGCUGUUUGAUGAUGAAUCAAGUGACAUGCCAAUCGGUUUUCAAACUGCAAAUGACAAAUCAGUCAAGUUAUCAGAAGAGGCAUUACAGAAAGCCAAACAGUUGUUUGAUGAUGAUCUUAGUACAAUACCCAACGGUUUUCAAACUGCAAGUGGCAAAUCAGUCAAGUUAUCAGAAGAGGCAUUACGGAAAGCCAAACAGUUGUUUGAUGAUGAUCUUAGUACAAUACCCAACGGUUUUCAAACUGCAAGUGGCAAAUCAGUCAAGUUAUCAGAAGAGGCAUUACGGAAAGCCAAACAGCUGUUUGAUGAUGAACCAACUGCAAUGCCAAAUGGUUUUCAAACUGCAAGUGGCAAAUCAGUCAAGUUAUCAGAAGAGGCAUUACGGAAAGCCAAACAGCUGUUUGAUGAUGAACCAACUGCAAUGCCAAAUGGUUUUCAAACUGCAAGUGGCAAAUCAGUCAAGUUAUCAGAAGAGGCAUUACGGAAAGCCAAACAGCUGUUUGAUGAUGAACCAACUGCAAUGCCAAAUGGUUUUCAAACUGCAAGUGGCAAAUCAGUCAAGUUAUCAGAAGAGGCAUUAAGGAAAGCCAAACAGCUUUUUGAUGAUGAACCAACUGCAAUGUUAAAUGGUUUUCAAACUGCAAGUGGCAAAUCAGUCAAGUUAUCAGAAGAGGCAUUACAGAAAGCCAAACAGCUGUUUGAUGAUGAACCAACUGCAAUGCCAAAUGGUUUUCAAACGGGAAAUGGAAAAUCAGUUCAAAUUUGUAAAGAGUCGUUAGCAAAGGUCAAACAGCUGUUUGAAGACAAAUCAAGUGUAAUAGCAAAUUGUUUUCCAAAUUCUUGUGGAAAAUCAGUUGAGACAUUAGAAGGAUCAAUUUUGACAGAAAAGGUGCUGGAUGACAAUCAUUCCAUGGGUAUCCAAACACAAUCUAAGAAUGUAAGUAGAAACUUGGUUGAAACAUCAAAAGAAUCAUCGGCAAAGGAUUUGGAUCACAAUCCCAACAGUAUUCAACAACAAAUUGCUCAAUCCUCUUGUAGAAAAUUAGGCACUGAUAGCAAAAAAUUAAAUGAUAAGGUUAAACAGAUUUUAGAUAGUCAGCAAAGUGGUACCGGUAAUAAAGAUGAAUGUCGAACGAUUGAUAGAAAAUCCGUUGUCAUACCUAAUCAAUCAAUUGAAAAAGUCAAGCAACGAUUUUAUGAUGGACCAAGUAGUAUUAGCAGUACAGCUGGAAAUUCUUCAACAAACAAUGACAUGUCUCGAUCAAUGAAUAAUUCAUAUCACUCAACCAAUCUGGUAGAACACAAACAAAAACGUAAACAUCCUUUUGUAACAGACUCUCCCUCUACAUCAGGCUUAGUAUUUAAUAAUUCAUCGUUAGACAGAAAUAAACAAUACUAUAGCCCUUCAAGGAAAAGAAGAAAAUUAUUUUUAGAAAACGAUGGCACAGUACAAAGUAAUGAAACUAACUUUUGUUACAAUGACGAUGAAAUUGAUUCAGUUGUGGGUGCUUCAGUAAUAUCAGAAGCAGAUUUAAGUUUGCUCAAUCAUUCCAAAAGUAGUCUCAGUGGAAAUGACUUUCAGUUAAAUCACAAUACGAUGUCGCCCAGCGUCGCUCGGGAAGUUUCAGAAAGUAUGGCUGCUCUUUUAGCAGAUGAAGCAUCCAAUUCACCAUUCUCUCUCAAACCAUUUGUAUCGUCUCCAGGGAUACUGUACGAUAGGGAGGUUAGACUUCCAUCAAUAAAUUGCUAUGAAAAUGAAAUGAAUAUCAGCAACAAACAGUUGAGCCCUAUUUUAGACUCACGUAGUAGUUUUAAUAAGGUAAACAAUUCAAAAAGACAAGUAGUUGGUAAUUCAACCCCUAUUACUGUAAUAAACAAAACAGUCAGUGAAGUUAAAAACACGUCUAGUUUCAAACCACCUUAUGCUACAUCUACUCCAGUGGAUUCUAAAAUCCAAUUAAAACGGAAAUCGCUGUUUUCAAAUGUUUGUCCUCAAUCUGAAAAACAAUUCAAAGUGUCUGUUGAGUCUAAAAAUGAAAAUGUUUAUGAAGUGUUGAAAUUGAGAUUAGAAGAAGCUAAGAAGCAGGAACAAAGUAUACAAGAAAAAAAGAACCGUGGAAAAAUAAAACCUUGUAAAGGUUCACAUUUACUGAGGAAGCAAACCGAAAAGGCUGUGAAUUUACGAUAUUUGACAGCCAAUGGAUGCCUUAGACUCCUUACUCCUCAGCAGCUGAAACAUUAUGGCAUCAAAAAGUCUGUAAUCGAAUUAUCAUUGAAAAAUGUUGGAGAAUUCAAGUUUGUUGCAGAGGAUUUUUAUAGUAAGCAAACUGCGUCUACCAAUGUCAAAGGCAUUCCAGUCGGAGAUGGCGCCCUUUUGGUCCUCGAUGAAGAAGGAAAAGCUGGUGUAAAGGAAGUAACAAGGUCGUUCCUAGCCAGUCCCUCUAUAGAUCCGUCUUUGGUGUCUAUUGAAUGGGUGGAGAACCAUUUUAAAUGGAUUGUUCUCAAAAUGGCAGCAAUGGAGAGGAUGUUUCCUCAACAGCUGGGAAACAGAUACUUGACUCCAAACAACGUGAUGCUUCAGAUGAAGUAUAGAUAUGAUAGAGAAAUUGACAGAAGUGAAAGACCAGCUUUGAGGAAGAUUUUAGAAAAAGACGAGUCUUCCACCAAAACCAUGGUGCUUUUUGUAGCUGAUAUACUGGAUGUAGAAGUUGAAAAAGAGCAAGAGAAACUGGCAAGAAAAGAGCUGGAACUGAGUGAUGGCUGGUAUAGUGUCAGAGCUACCAUUGAUUAUGAAAUGGAGAGGUUGAUCAGAAGUGGGAAAGUUGGAAUCGGAACUAAACUGGUUAUCUGCGGAGCAGAAUUAAGUAACAAUGAGACAGGAUGUCAUCCUCUUGAGACUCCAGCAAAUGUGCGUCUGCGAGUGGCCACCAACAGCACACGGCGCGCUCGAUGGUUCACUCGUCUUGGCUUUCACAGCAAAACCCUCCGUCCGAUGUGUCUGAGAGACGUGUUGAGCCGAGGGGGGUCUCUGCCUGCACUUACUGCUGUUGUGGCUAGAACAUAUCCUCUCUUGUUCCUGGAGAAGGUUAAUGGGAAAACAGUUAUCCGGAGUGAGCGUGCGGAGCAAUCAGCAGUUGACCAGUAUCAGACGAAGCGGCAGCAAUGUGCAGAGGUCAUACUGAGUCAGCUACAACGAGAUGCCCACAGUUCAGGCAGCAACAAGCGACCGGUUUCAAGAGCCACAAUAAAGAAUGCAACCAGCACAAAACAUCUGUAUUCUCUGUUGAAGGGUGUGGAUGACAUGAGUUAUUUACAGGACAUCUUAAGUAAAGAACAGUUGAGGGAAAUUCAACAGCUCAAAGAGGAAGAAACAAGGAAAGUGCAUCAACAACUUCAAGACAAACUUGCCGAACAAUUAGAUAAAAAGAUUUUGCCUAGGCAUGUCACAAGAAUGCUUAAGGUUCGGUUGGUAGAUGAAUUAAAGCCGACAGAUCACUCGGCUCUAUUGACUGUAUGGAACCCUUCUGAUGACGUUGUCAGUUGCUUGACUGAAGGGAACUUGUUGACAUUCUACAAUGUUGCAGCCUCCGGAACUUCAAGGUUUGGUGAUCUACAGUUGACCGCAGGGAAACAAACCAAGUACAAUGUGGAGAGGCGAAGCUGUUGCCUCCGUAAAGUGACUCCACUCUUAGAACUGCAACAGCCAGAACUCAAGCCGCAGUUCUCAGAAGUAGAUGUGGUUGGUUUGGUUGUUCAAAUUGAUGCCACUUCUCCAGACACAACAUCUAGUAUUGUAUAUGUUGUUGACGCGGAUGACAACUUCUUAGGCAUAUCAUUCUGGACCGAUUUGAAGACGACAGGCUAUAUCAACACUUUGAGCCACGGGUGUGUGGUAGCGGCCAGUAACUUACACUGGCGGAGACACCUUGUGUCAUGGCAGCUACCCUCCGCGUAUGCCACCGAGAUGUCCACCUUCAGUCAGCACCCCCGCCAGCCCCACCUGGUGGAGGCUAUAACUCACUUGCGCAGUCGGAUACAGUCACUGGAUUUAAAAUCGUACAUUAAAAGCUGUCAGGAAAGAAUCGAAUCUCUCAUUGCCCGACGAAACAGUGGAGGAGCACAAAAAGAAUCUGUCCCGUCGGAGGCAAGCAGUGUUUUGCAAGCAAGUAGUUGUGGUGCUUUAACAGGUAGCACCAAUCAAAAGCGUGCUGUCAAUAUACUCAAUUCAAGUGAUUCUGAAAUGUUGGACACACCUACGAAUAGAAGGCUAGGAAUUUUGGAAAGGUACGGAGAACCGCCUCCCAUCUCUCCACUGAGUACAUCUACUCCAACCACAGUGAAACGGAGUUUUCGUCCUCCUUUGAGAAAAUCUACAAAUAGGUGAUAGAGCUUUGUUCAUGAUGCAGAGUUAUGUUAGUUAAGUCAAUUUUUGUGUGAAGUACAAUAGGGAUUAAUUUAAUGUUAUCAAUAUGUUAUUAUGGUUGUAUAGUGAAAUGUAUAGUAUAAACCUACCACAUAUAGUCAGGUUGUUUAUAUAUGUUUAUUGUGUAUAAUAAAGCAAUGUUGUAAA
Molecule: messenger RNA, 8605 nt
Organism: Macrosteles quadrilineatus (aster leafhopper)
Lineage: Eukaryota; Metazoa; Arthropoda; Insecta; Hemiptera; Cicadellidae
Product: breast cancer type 2 susceptibility protein homolog
Exons: 13
Coding region: 1925-8419 (2164 amino acids)
Biological process (GO): regulation of DNA-templated transcription; double-strand break repair via homologous recombination
Cellular component (GO): nucleus
Source: RefSeq, a predicted model, not a curated record